AUGGCUACCAAGGUGAAUCCGUGGAACGGAAAGGGACUUGGAAAGGAGUCUGUCCGUAAACAGCUCGAAACCUCGUUGGCGAACAUGCGAGUCAAGAAGGUUCAGAUUUGUUACUUACAUGCUCCAGAUCACGAAACACCUCUUGAAGAAACUCUGGCUGCUAUGAACGAAAUGCACCAAGAGGGCAAAUUUGAUGAGCUCGGACUAUCGAAUUAUUCCUCAUGGCUCGUGGCUGAAGCAGUCAACAUUUGCAAGCAGAAAGGCUUCAUCGUUCCCACUGUUUACCAGGGAAUGUACUCUGCUAUCACGAGGCAAGUAGAAGUCGAACUCAUCCCUUGUCUGCGAUAUCACAACAUGCGUUUCUACGCAUACUCUCCCCUUGGUGGCGGUAUUCUUACUGGCAAGCAUAAGUUCAAGGAUGAGGAAGAGCAGAAGAUCGAAUUCGGCCGAUUCAAUAUGAACAACAAUGGAUGGGACAAAAUUUACAGAGAUCGCUACUGGAAAGUUGAGCACUUCAACGCAAUGGAAAAGAUCAAGGAGCUUCUGGCAAAGCACCACGAUGGAGAAGAUGCUACCGUAGCCGAGGCAGCUUAUCGAUGGCUUCUCCAUCACUCAUGCCUCUCUGGAGAGAAAGGCGAUCGCAUUGUUUUAGGCCAGGCUUUAUACUAG
Oikopleura dioica is the source of this 669-nucleotide messenger RNA. NCBI's taxonomy places the organism in Eukaryota, Metazoa, Chordata, Appendicularia, Copelata, Oikopleuridae. The record is from the annotation of a GenBank genome assembly.